Molecule: messenger RNA, 1242 nt
Organism: Dovyalis caffra
Lineage: Eukaryota; Viridiplantae; Streptophyta; Magnoliopsida; Malpighiales; Salicaceae
Source: the annotation of a GenBank genome assembly
AUGCCUCGAAGUUUAGAGCCUUUAGAUUUGACAGUUCAAAUUCCAUACCAUUUUCGGUGUCCGAUCUCACUUGAACUAAUGCGUGACCCAGUCACCGUUAGUACCGGUCAAACUUACGAUCGUUCUAGUAUCGAAUCAUGGGUAGCUACCGGUAACACUACCUGUCCGGUUACCCGAGCCCCACUCACCGACUUUACUGUAAUACCAAACCACACUCUUCGCCGUUUGAUUCAAGAUUGGUGUGUUGCAAAUCGUGCUUUCGGCGUGGAACGAAUUCCAACUCCGAAACAGCCUGCGGAACCGAGUUUAGUUCGUUCUUUAUUAAACCAAGCUGCCUCCGAGUCAAGCCCUACCCACUCUCGCCUCUCUGCUCUCCAUCGACUCAGAGGACUCGCUCGUGAUUCGGACAAGAACCGGUCUGUCAUUUCCUCUCAUAACGUUCGUGAAAUUUUAAUCAAUAUCGUGUUUUCAAGCACUCAAUCAUUAGAUUUGAGCCACGAGUCACUCGCGAUUCUGGUUAUGUUUCCGCUCACUGAGUUCGACUGUGUGGCAAUAGCCUCGGACCCGGAGCGGAUCAGUUACUUAGCUCAUUUACUAUUUGAUUCGUCAAUCGAAGUCCGAGUCAACUCAGCUGCAUUCAUUGAAAAUAUUAUUGCUGGAACAAGAUCAUCGGAUCUUCGACUUCAAAUUAGUAACACAGAGAUUAUCUUCGAAGGAGUGAUAGAGAUUUUAAAAAAUCCUUUAUCAUCUCCUCGUUCACUUAAAAUUGGAAUAAAAGCGCUUUUCGCGUUAUGUCUAGCGAAACAAACUAGACAUAAAGCGGUCUCCGCAGGAGCAGCGGAGACAUUAAUCGACAGACUGGCAGAUUUUGAUAAAUGUGAUGCAGAAAGAGCCCUUGCCACAAUAGAAUUACUUUGCAGAAUACAAGUUGGUUGCGCAGCAUUCACAGAGCACGCGCUGACUGUGCCCUUGUUAGUCAAGACUAUUCUGAAGAUAUCAGAUAGAGCAACGGAGUACGCAGCGGGAGCGUUGCUGGCGCUGUGUUCAGCGUCUGAGCUGAAUCAGAAGGAGGCGGUUUGCGCGGGGGUAUUGACGCAGUUGCUGUUGUUAGUACAGAGUGAUUGUACUGAUAGAGCUAAGAGGAAGGCACAGAUGUUGUUGAAGCUGUUAAGGGAUUCAUGGCCUGAGGAUUCUGUUGGGUAUUCUGAUGAUUUUGUUUGCAGUGAAGUGGCGCCGUUUUGA